This is a messenger RNA of Zygotorulaspora mrakii, 825 nucleotides long. It is a transcript of the gene BUD13, whose product is annotated as Bud13p. Bases 1 to 825 code for a protein of 274 amino acids. The transcript has a single exon. The record is from RefSeq and is a predicted model, not a curated record. Gene Ontology annotation, biological process: mRNA splicing, via spliceosome. Gene Ontology annotation, cellular component: RES complex; U2-type spliceosomal complex. NCBI's taxonomy places the organism in Eukaryota, Fungi, Ascomycota, Saccharomycetes, Saccharomycetales, Saccharomycetaceae. Gene Ontology annotation, molecular function: RNA binding.
AUGUCACUGCAUAGCUAUUUAAAUGACGUUUAUGGACCAGGAACUCAAGAGAAGAAAAGGAAGAAGAAGGACAAGAAUAAAAACUCAAAGAAAGAGAGUAAAAGCUAUUUAAACAUAACAGAGAGUGCGCAAACCAUAUUCCCCAACAGUACCGCUGAAGCUAGUUAUGGAAUUAAAAAUAAGAAGAAAGGCGACAAGAAUAUCUGGAAAAACCUAGAUACUAAUGAAGUUGUGACCGAAAAUCAGGGUAUACAAAACCUCCCUACUGAGGGUCAGCUCUCUUCAGGUGCAUAUGCUGGCUUGCAGUCCGCUGAAGACAUCGAUAAGCAAAUCAAAAGAAAAGAAUUGCUGGAUGGAAAGAUGAGCUCUCGUCAAUAUGAGGGAUCCACGACUGUAUUUAGAGAUGAGAAGGGUAGGAAGGUUAACGAUUAUGGUAAUUAUAUGAAAAAGGAAAUACGAGAUGAAGAGCUGCGGGAAGCUGUGAAGAGGCAGGAAAUUGUACAAUUGAACAUGGGUGAAUUACAGCUUUAUAUGAAGAACGGUUCCAAAUCACAGCCAACGCAAGAUACGAAGAAGAAACAGUUGGAAUUUGAAGACCCUGCUUCUAUGUUCGAUCCAAAAUCGAAUACGAGGAAUGUGAAAAUGUCUGCUUUGGGUAGGCGGCUUUAUGAAAAGCUAUAUCCGAUGAAUAGGUUCGAAAUUACUCCAGGCUGGAGGUGGGAUGGAGUUGACAGAUCUAACGGGUUUGAAAAGAAAUGGUUCGCUAAGCAAAACGAGCUUGUUGAAAAAAAGGUUCAGGGUUACACAUUACAGGAGGAUUACUGA